AUGGCACGCCGCCAACAUCUGACCUUGACGGUCGUCCUGGUCUUCGUGGGCUUCCUCACCUUCACAUGGUUCAUGUCCUCCGGCAGUCAGUCUGCCGCCGACAACUAUGCCGCUGCGAACUUCCCAAAAGACUCGACAGAAAGCUUGAAGCAGCAGCAGAACUCGGGCUGGUCGCCCGGGCAGGUGGACUUUGGCCUCGGGGACAACAUCUUGUCGGGUGGCGCCAUUGCGCCGAGACUGGGCAACGAGACGGCCAAGCGCGAGCUCGGUCACGCCACGUGGAAGUUCCUGCACACGAUGAUGGCGCGCUUCCCCGAGAAGCCGACGCCCGAGGACCAGGUCGCGCUGAAGACCUUCAUCACCCUCUUCUCGCGCCUGUACCCGUGCGGCGAGUGCGCGGGGCACUUCCAGAAGCUGAUCGCAAAGUACCCACCGCAAGUGUCGAGCCGAAAUGCCGCCGCCGGCUGGCUGUGCUUCGCCCACAAUAUCGUCAACGAGAGGCUCAAGAAGCCCAUCUUCGACUGCAACAAGAUCGGUGACUUCUACGACUGCGGCUGUGCCGACGACCCGGGCAAGGCGCCCGAGGGUGAGGCGAAGAAGGUCGGUGCCGCUGAGGCGGAGCUCAAGGAGAGGGAGGCGGCGCCGGAGCCCGAGGUACAUGUUGCUGCGUAG
Molecule: messenger RNA, 672 nt
Organism: Diaporthe amygdali
Lineage: Eukaryota; Fungi; Ascomycota; Sordariomycetes; Diaporthales; Diaporthaceae
Product: FAD-linked sulfhydryl oxidase ERV2
Exons: 2
Coding region: 1-672 (223 amino acids)
Cellular component (GO): mitochondrion
Molecular function (GO): flavin-dependent sulfhydryl oxidase activity; flavin adenine dinucleotide binding
Source: RefSeq, a predicted model, not a curated record